Centruroides sculpturatus (bark scorpion) is the source of this 1961-nucleotide messenger RNA. Its product is annotated as protein ECT2-like. Lineage: Eukaryota; Metazoa; Arthropoda; Arachnida; Scorpiones; Buthidae. The annotation marks the transcript as partial. Gene Ontology annotation, molecular function: guanyl-nucleotide exchange factor activity; GTPase activator activity. The transcript has 18 exons. Gene Ontology annotation, cellular component: cell cortex; nucleus. The record is from RefSeq and is a predicted model, not a curated record. Gene Ontology annotation, biological process: mitotic cytokinesis; activation of GTPase activity; regulation of cytokinesis, actomyosin contractile ring assembly.
GAGAAUUUGGCAGUUUUGACAAGUUAUCGGAGCGGGCAAUACAAGGUAUUAAUAGCCAUAAUAAACGUGAAAAAAUGGAAGAGGAUAAAAAAAUAAAAAUUUGUAUUGUGGGUUUUGAAUUGAAAGAGAAUGCUGAAGUUAAAGAAGCCCUACAGCAUUUUGCUUUUCCUGUUGUCUUCAGUGAAAAUGGAACAGAGUUUAUAAAUGAUAACCAGUUUAAAAUGAUAUUUGUACUUAAUGAAUUUGAAGGUGAAGUUUACGAUCAUCUGCAUAAUGCUGGUUGUACAAUUCUUGGUCCGACUAUAAUAAUUCAGUCGGCAAAGAACAAUUUGGCAUUUCCAAGAAAUAGCCGUCCACUUUAUACAAAUUUGAUGAAAGACUGUGUGAUCUGUUUCAGUGGAUUUCGUUCUAAAACAGUUAUGAAUAAAAUGGCUACUUUAGUUCAUCACAUGGGAGGCUGCGUAAAAAAAGAAUUUAGUUCUAAGAUAACUCAUGUUAUUGCUAAUUCAACACUUGGAGAAAAAUAUGGGUAUGCCGUUAGUCUUGGCACACCAAUAAUGAAAGAACAAUGGAUAUAUGAAAUGUGGUCACGGAGAAGAGAUUUAAGUAAUUUUAUAAAUGAUGAGAACUUGAUGAAAUUAAAAUUGCAGCCAUUCUGUGGAUGUAAUAUAACGUUUUUGGGAUUUAAGAAUGAUGAGAAACUUCAUAUGGAAGAACUUGCUGUUCAGAAUGGUGGAAAAGUACAUGAAACAAUUGAUCAUUCUUGCACACAUCUAGUUUUAGAAGAGCGCACAGAAAUUCCCGAAAGUAUAUCUAACUGUUUGAAUCAUAAAACCCAUUUAGUAACUUCUGAGUGGUUUUGGGCCAGUAUACAAAUGGAUGCUUGUGCCGAUGAAGUAAUUUAUAAUUUUAAACAGGAAGAACAGGCAGCUCAUCACAUGCCAUCUCCAGCAAUAUCACAUUACCCUAAAAGAAAGAAACUUGGAGAUGCUACUUAUCUGUUAUCAUUGGAUAAAGAAAAUUCACUGCAGCCGUCCAAAUUACAAAAUGCCGAUGGAAAUAAUUCCACAAUUAAUUCGUCGACAUUUGAUGGUAUAUAUUCGCCGGACGUUUCAUUUUCAAUAGGUUCUCCUCUAGAAAGUUCUCAUUUAAGUCCAUUAAAGCCCAUUGCAGAUUAUAAACUUAUGACACCCAGGCAGCAAGUUUGUACAGAAUUAUUGCAGACCGAAACUAAUUAUGUUGGUAUUCUGAAAACUAUUGUUACGAUGUUUAAAGAACCUCUCGAACAACCCGAUCAAGUAGGAGGAGCAUUACUAGACGGAACCGAAUUGAAAAUAAUAUUCGGAAACAUUCCACCUUUGUACGAAGUACAUACCAAAUUGCGCGAAGAUUUAUAUAUUUUAUUACAAAAUUGGAAAGAAGAUAAAAGUGUUGGAAAUAUUAUUCUCAAAUACUCUCAAGACUUUUUAAAAGCUUAUCCACCAUUUGUGAAUUAUUUUGAAAAAACUAAGGAAGUGUUAAUCCAUUGUGAUCAAACUAAACCGAGAUUUCACGCAUUUUUAAAAAGAUGUCAGAGUAAACCCGAAUGUGGAAGACAGUCUUUAGACGAGUUAAUGAUUCGCCCAGUUCAAAGAUUACCCAGUAUGAUAUUAUUGUUAAAUGAUAUUUUGAAACACACCCAAAAAAGCAAUCCAGAUCACGCUGCUUUACAGAAAGCAAUUUUGUCUUUGAAAGAAGUUACAAAUCAUAUUAAUGAGAAUAAACGAAAAACCGAAAGUCAAGUCGUGAUGUUCGACAUAGUCAACGACAUUGAAAAUUGUCCUGCUCAUUUGUUAUCUUCACAUCGUAGUUUUAUCGUGGAAAUAGAAGUGCAAGAAAUGGAAGAUAACUUUAAUGACAAGGGUGACAUGAUUACCAUGUUCCUAUUUACAGAUAUGCUGGAGGUAAGAAUUUUAUUUAUU